UCGGGUUGGGGGGCCAUACGGCUCGAGGCGGUAGGAGGUGGACUGGGAGCCGAACCCAGCAUCUCACUCAGUUCUUUCGUUGUAUCGAGGUUGAGCCAUUUCAUUACUGGACAUGGUUAUAAUGCAACUUUAAAUGACUUCGGACAAGUGGCACAUAUGAGAAAACAGACUAGGCUGUGAAUCAGGCAGCACGGAUGAUCUUUUCCCUGCUUGUGGAAUAAAUCAUGCUGCGCUACAGGCAGAUAUUGCCUAGCCGUAGUGCGUGCGUACUGUCCCCGUCCGAUCGCCGCUGAAGUCGUUAUGGAUAAAAAUGCGCUACUUAUUACACAUCUUUUCGUUUGCUGGCUUUUCGUGAUUGCCAUGACGACCAGGGGAUGGUCAGCAGCAGAAAACAUCAACAAACAGAAAGAGCUGCUGUCCUCUCUGGAUGCGAGAAGCCAACCAGUGCUGUGCAAUGAGACGGCUCUCCUUCUGGAGAUGGAGAGGUGUGGAGACUGGUUCAAGCGGGAGAUGGAGCUCAUACCUCAGAGGAACUGGUGCAACCUGUCGUAUUUCAUCUGGAAGUACAACCACUUUUCCAACUGCAGUGAGGACAAGGCUGUCAGCACAGGCUGCUACUGGCCCAACCCCCUGGUGGAGAGCUACAUCAUCCGCGUCCACAGGCUCUUCUUCUCCAACUGCACGCUGAGCCACAUGGUCCUCAUGGACCCGUCGGACAACAUGCUUGCCAUGCUCAUCUUUGUGCCAGUCUUCCUCACGCUGGCCAUGGUUGCGCUGGUGGUGUGGUGCAGCAAGCGUGGCGACUUCGCCGCCUAGUGCUCUUUCUGCUAUCACUAUAGUUAACGCUAAUGUCCCUCCCUGAGCACUAUUGGUAAUGGCCCUUCGCUAUCGUCCCUCCGCUAGCAUUAUCGCUAAUGCUAAUAUCCCUCCGUUAGCACUAUCGCUAAUGCUAAUAUCCCUCCGUUAGCACUAUCGCUAAUGCUAAUAUCCCUCCGUUAGCACUAUCGCUAAUGCUAAUAUCCCUCCACUAGCAUUAUCGCUAUUGCUAAUAUCCCUCCACUAGCAUUAUCGCUAAUGCUAAUAUCCCUCCACUAGCAUUAUCGCUAAUGCUAAUAUCCCUCCACUAGCAUUAUCGCUAAUGCUAAUAUCCCUCCGCUAGCAUUAUCGCUAACGCUAAUGUCCCUCCGCUAGCACUAUUGGUAAUGGCCCUUCGCUAUCGUCCCUCCGCUAGCAUUAUCGCUAAUGCUAAUAUCCCUCCGUUAGCACUAUCGCUAAUGCUAAUAUCCCUCCGUUAGCACUAUCGCUAAUGCUAAUAUCCCUCCACUAGCAUUAUCGCUAUUGCUAAUAUCCCUCCACUAGCAUUAUCACUAAUGCUAAUAUCCCUCCACUAGCAUUAUCGCUAAUGCUAACCUCCCCUACUGUCACUAUUGCUGAGCCACAGACUGGCCAGAAGGAAACCAGAACUCUUACCCAAGGUAUCAUAGACCUUUUGCUGUAUCCCAUCACCCGCAGAGAAGAGGAACGAAAUACAAAAACUGAUGCAUUAUAAACCAGGUGAUACGUGAUUGCUUGCUUCAAAGUCAUGCUAAUCGCUAAACAGUUGCAUUUUUUUCAAUGCUUCAAGCUGGUGUUUCUUUAAGUGUACAAUGCUGUCUCCUGUUUCUGAGAAACCAGUCCGUCCUUUGUGUCACACCCUAAAACCUGUGUGGAUGGUCCUUCCCAGUUGACCGCUCACAUGAUUCGGAUCACAUGCUCUGAAUUCGCUUACGUAACUAAUCAAGUAGAUGAUGUUUGGGAAGGUUUGGUGCCUCCUUUCUGUAUGUACUGUAAGAUCUACACUGAUCUGUAAUGUCAUUUAAUUACAUGUUUGAUCACUAUAGAAGGAGGAGCUAACAUGAAUGGAAACUGACCUCUGUCAAGCAGAGCAAACACUGAACUAGCGUAGCGUCAUGCUGAAGUCCAAUUCUCAUAUUUGGUAUUAAGUGAAACAUGUAUUAUAUAGAUAUUUAAUGUGUUAUUAAAUGAAUAUGAAUUAUGA
This is a messenger RNA of Brienomyrus brachyistius, 2038 nucleotides long. Its product is annotated as receptor activity-modifying protein 3-like. Gene Ontology annotation, cellular component: membrane; cell surface; signaling receptor complex. The record is from RefSeq and is a predicted model, not a curated record. Bases 301 to 816 code for a protein of 171 amino acids. Lineage: Eukaryota; Metazoa; Chordata; Actinopteri; Osteoglossiformes; Mormyridae. Gene Ontology annotation, molecular function: coreceptor activity. The transcript has 4 exons. Gene Ontology annotation, biological process: G protein-coupled receptor signaling pathway; protein localization to plasma membrane; regulation of G protein-coupled receptor signaling pathway.